Molecule: messenger RNA, 3495 nt
Organism: Diaporthe batatas
Lineage: Eukaryota; Fungi; Ascomycota; Sordariomycetes; Diaporthales; Diaporthaceae
Exons: 2
Coding region: 673-2502 (609 amino acids)
Molecular function (GO): protein binding
Source: RefSeq, a predicted model, not a curated record
CUCGUCUGCCGCCCGCCCCAAAACGCGGUUGUAAGCCGGCCAUGCGCAGCGCGUCAAGCAACAAAAGUUGAACGUUCCAAGGCAAGUAGUACUUGGCCAGGUACCCAGGUACCCAGGCACCCAGGCCCUCGCUCCUCAAAACCGACCAGCCUCGCAGGCCGUGAAACAUUUCUCAUUUUGUCUGUCUGCUGCUGUCUGAUAUCCUGAUAUCCAGAGACACAAGACUGAUACCAGCUCUGCAACUUGGCCUCGCCUCACCUCACCUCGCCUCUCACCCCAGCUUUCCCUCUGCUUCUUUUCCUCUGGCGGACCAGACUAACAACCAGGGAGUUGCCGUUUCUGGGCCCCAAGCCCAGCUCUGAGCUCUGACACGGGCGCUGGUGGGGACGGGCGGACGGUCUGACGGACCCUGGAACGCGGUGCCGUCCUCGACUCCGUACUGUACGCGACUUGACUUGGGACCGCGAUUUGGGCUCUGCAAAAAAAGGACCCCCAGCCCAGCCCUUUCCCUCUCUCCUCUGUAUCCCUCAAGUGCUUUCUCCCUUUCCAUCUCCUCGGGUCUGGGUCGAGUUUGCCUGCAGGGAAACGUCCAUUCAUUGAUUCCACCACGCGCACACAUAUUCCUCCUUUGUGCCUGCCAAUUGCUAUGCACGCCUGAUUGCAAUCCACAUCAUGGACUCGUCGCCCCGCACAAAGGCAGACGACCGUCCUGCCUCUGCCUCUGCCUCUGCCUCUGGGCAUCGCGACGCGUCCACCACCACCACCACCACCUCCACGUCAAAGAGGCCCGCCUCCCAGCCCCAGCUCCUGCCGCCCCUCGAGCUGCUGUCGUCGUCGCCCGGGCUGCCAGCACUUCCCAAUGUGCCUGCAAGACGCCAGAGCCGCCCCGUCUCGGCCCACAAGACCGCGUCUGCUGUCACCAACAAUGACUACCUAAAGUAUCCCACCCCUGUGCCCACGUCCAGCACCGGCAUCCUCUCCUCGUCCCCCCCACGCGUCCAUGCCCACCCACAGCCCCAACGCGCCCCCAGCAUUGUCUCCGAACGUGCUCCUCUGUCCGCCGUCCCCUCGGUCGAGCUCAAUGAGAACGGCGACACCCUCCGCAUGGGCAGGUCCAGCAACUCGUCCGACUACCAGCUAUCCGCCAACCGUCUCAUCAGCCGCGUCCAUGUAAAGGCCAGAUAUGUCCCCGCCACCGUCCCGCUGCAGCCCAACAAGAUCGAGAUCGAGUGCAACGGCUGGAACGGCCUCAAGUUGCACUGCCAGGGCAGGACCUAUGACAUGCACAAGGGCGAGGUGCUCUCCUUCGAGACCGAGGGUGUCGAGAUCAUGCUCAACGUCCAAGAUGCACGCGUUCUGAUACAUUGGCCUAAGAGGGAUGCGAGGGAUGGCUUGGCAGAUUUGGGUUGGGAGGACUCCCCGCCGCGUUCGCUUCGGAACGCCGCGUCUCAGCUCGGAGGUGGCAGUCCGCGCCUCGGAAGUGCUGGUGGCCUCGGCUUGCUGCAGUCCAGUCCCCUGCACAGGAGGACGCGUAUUACUUCUCCGGAAUCGCCCACUCCCGCACACGCGUCCUUACAGCAGGUCAUGUCUGAUGAUGUCCCCAGCAACUCUCAGCACAGCAGCAUCCUGUCCGACUUGCCAAGCAUCAGCGAGAGGGAAAAGAGCGUCGAGAUAUAUGAGGAUGAGGAUGCUGAGGAGCAGGGGGCUGGCGCCAAGGCCGGACUGACUGUUGACCAGAGCUUCAUGACCGAUAUCAACAACAGUUUCUCGAGCGACCUGAGUGACGCCGGCUCGGACGGAGAGGACGAGAACUACGCCAACGAGGAAAACGACCCCAUCGUCCACUCGUUCGGCCCCUUCGGUGCCAACCUCAACAGCCGUAUGGCUAUGACUUCGUUCCACGUUGACUCGCCCAAACGCCGUCGACUGGAAUCCGGGGCAUUUGCGUCCCCCCGAGUGAACGGGGCUUCCAAGGUGCGGGCCUCUGCAGAUGCCUCCAACCACGCCCUUACUGGCAGCAAGUCCGCAUCGACAUCGCGUGAGGCGAGCAUCGGCAACAAGGCUUCGCACACUCCUACGCCGGAUAGCCUCAGGCAUGAGACUUCUGUGCGGGUCGAGAAGGAGAAGGAAGUUCAGCCUGAUGUGAGCCACCUGGAUGUUGCAACUAUCACCAACCAUGUUGUCAAUCAGCUAGCCUUCUCCCGCCUCUCGUCUACGCCCUUGUCAACCAUCAUGGCCAACCUCCCUGCCGAGGAGAAGAAGGACCUUCUGCGCCAUCACUUGAAGUUUAUCGUCGAGACCGCCACUUGUAUAGGUACUAUUGAGCGUGAAGGCAAGGAUGCCGACGGCAAGCCGCUGGAGAGUCAGUACUAUUACAUUCCCGAGGAGGAUGACGACGAACAUAGGCGCGCGGCAGUCGUCGAUGGGUUGAGGAAGCCGACGCUGCGAAAUUGUCGGAAGCAUCAUGUGCAAUACUAUUGGAAGAGACCGCGGACACCAUAGGUUGUUGCACAUGGCGAGGCCUAGCCUUUCUAUGCCCGCAUGCACUGCUUGUCGCGGUUCCCGCUGUCAAUGCUGUCAAUAACAUCAUGGCGCCUCCUUGGCCGCCCGAUCCGGACGAACGAUUUCGAUGUCACCCAUCCAAAGCCCACUGACUCCUGUCGACGGAUGAUCAACUCCUGGUAUCGACGUCUUUCGUACAGAACCACAUGGUACGGUUUCGUGGGCACAAGGCGAAAGCCGACUCGGUCUUGCAGCCCCAAUCAACCAAAUAUCUAAUGCCCCUUUUACGCUAGCAUCGUUACGCCGCUAUCAUGAGAUGACCUGAUAUCAUUGAUGUAUAUCGCCGCCCUGUUUUCAUCUUAUGAACCGCCGCCUCUGCACAUACAGAUAUUCCCUUCUUGCAUAGCGCGAAGGAGUUUUCAAAGAAAGAUUGGGAUGUUGCCGGCUAUCUCAUCUUCAAUUUUCUCCUUUUCCUUCAGCCCCAUGCCCCCCCCCCCCCCGACAUAACAAUAACACAGAAAUAUACACACAGCUCUUGGCGCUGUCUGACCGCUUGCAACAUUGGUCACAAAGAACUCAAGACAUCCCUAGUAAGGUACACAAGUCGCGUUGGUUCCGCCCAGCCUGUUGUUGGCUGGCCUUCAAUACUUUUGAUUAUAUCAAAUGUGUAUGGUGGAGCGAUGGCAGGAUACCGAACUUGGUGAAAGAGGGGAAACCGAAAGUUGAUAACCGCUUCGUGGAGGAUGAAAUUGGUGCAUUUGAGGGGUUCUGGUUUCCGAUAGCUGGCGAAUGGAAUGUGUUGUUGCAGCAGUUGGGACAUGUCAUGACGCUCAGACUGAUGAUCGCCUUACUUGCCCCCAAACCCUUUCUUCUUCAAUCCUUUGCUGUCAUUGCCUGGCCCCGUUCCCACUCCCUCUCACUCGGACAACAAAUCUACCACAAUCACAUACAAAAGGUAAUCUCAAAAAGGCAACAAAAGACAGGCGACCACUC